UUAGAGGCUGGUGGGCCCCUCAGUCUUCCUCCGCCCUGCCCCGUCCUCCCUUCCCCGCCGCCGCUCGGGAGCUUCAGGCGAGCGCUGCCUGGCCAUGAUGCUGCCCGCAGCCGGCCCCAACCCCGCGCAGACUUGCGCGGCCGUGCUCGUCGCCGCCGUGCUCCUGCAGUCCGUCUGUGUGGCCGUCACCUUCCUCUACUUCACCAACGAGCUCAAACAGCUCCAGGACACAUACUCGAAGAGCAACGUUGCUUGUCUUACUGGGGAGGAAAUCGGAGAUUUCAUCCAAAAGUUGGAUCUAGUUGAAAGUGAAGACAAAGUGGCUGAUCCCUGCUGGCAAGUAAAGUGGCACCUGGGAAAAUUAAUUAAAAAGAUGAUGUCAAGCAGCUAUGAGGAAAACAUAUCUGCAGUUAAUGCUGAAAGAGCCAUGACACUGCCGCACAAUGACAGGCAGCAGCCACUCGGCCCCAUCAACAGGAUCGCGGCACAUCUGACAGGCAACAGCAAUAGGAAGAGUUCCCUGUCACCACGCAUAGAUUCCGUGGCCAGAAAAGGGAGCGGACAAAAAAUAAGCAACUGGGAAUCAUCAAGGAAAGGCCAUUCUUUCCUUUACAACGUGGAGCUGAGAAAUGGCGAGUUAGUAAUACCCCAAACAGGCUUUUAUUACAUCUACUCACAAAUUUAUUUUCGUUUCCGUGAAAACGAGAAUGAGGAUUCAGAUUUUUUGGCACAAAUCAGGAAUCCCAAGCAGCUUGUGCAAUAUGUUUACAAACUGACAAAUUACCCAGAACCCAUUAUGCUCAUGAAAAGUGCGAGAACAAGCUGCUGGUCUAAAAAGGCGGAAUAUGGACUUUAUUCCAUCUACCAAGGUGGAGUGUUUCAGCUGAAAAAAGAAGACAGGAUUUUUGUCUCUGUCAGUAAUGGUGAUAUAGUUGACAUGGACAAAGAAGCAAGUUUUUUUGGAGCCUUUCUGAUUGGUUAAACGGUGAAAAUCAUGCUCUGAAGGAGCCAUUUUUCUGUGUCAGGAUCAGCUUAAAAUUCUCUAAACCAGGGAAUAAUAAGCAAGCACUGUAGCAAUAACAACAAUACCAGACUCCCCUUUCUUAGCUCACUCAUUGCAAAGUCUGAGCAUGCCAAAUACUCUCCCACCAGACAGGAAGGAGCAGCCGCAGGAGAUGGUGCUGUUUUGGCAGGCUCCACUGCCUAGCCAGGCUGGGAACAUGCAAGGAUGUCACACCACAGAUAAUACCUUUGGCCAGAACCCCGGGCAGGUAGGUGCUCACCACCACCUCCGCAGAAGUGCUCCACGCCAGCUCAGUCACAGCAGGUGGGAUGGAGGAUGCUCCAGGUCUAGUUACUCAAGGGUGAGACUGGGCAUCAAAUUUUAUUUGUGGUCUCUGUUGGGAUACCAUCUUGAAUAUCUCAGCUCUGGUAAGAAGCCUUUGUAAGUACUGCUUCCCAGAUGCCUCUGUAAUUACUCUGGAAGUUUUUGUUUGAACCUGAGUUUUACAAAAGUUGAAAGUCCAUCAGAAAUGCAAAGUGCACACCUUCAUCUCAUCUAACCACUUAAGCACCUAAUCAGUUUUAAGUACAUGAGCAGUAGCGACUAAAUCAGGGUAUUUACAUGCUUGUAAUUAAAUAUGUGCUUAAGCAGUUUUCAGAAUCAUGGCUUGAGUAAACACAUUAGCCUGUCUUAAUCAGGAUAUUGUACAUAAAACAAGCUGCUGAAAUGGCACAGAAGAGGUUUUGAAAUCAAUCAGUAUUUUGAUCAGCACAUUACAAUAGUGCCUAUUUACUUAAUUGCUGUGCUGCAAAGAUUUCACCAGGCUUCCAAUAGGUUCAGUAAUGUACUUGCUGUUGCACUUGUUGACAGCAAGUACUUGAUCCAGGAAAAAAAAAGGUGUUUUUCUGUAAAUAUUGAAUUUUAUUAGACAUUUGCCACAAAUUAAGCAUGACAUGGUUCUUCCACAUUUAUUUGUACUGGUUUGUAUUUGGUAAUACGUAAUGCAGUAUAACACACCCUGAUUACUAAUAUUUUGCCGAAAACAAACAGAACUAUCUAUACUUAAACAAGAGCUGCAUAUUUAGGUAACGCUCUUUUGAUUUUAUUUUAUUUUUAGGAAUGGGUGGAAAAUUUUCAUGGUUUUUUUUAUAACCAUUAUUUUUUUAAGAAAUGGCACUAUUUUUUAACUCUGUGAGUCAGAAUAUUUUAUAUAAAAAAAUAAAGGAAAAAAAAGAUUUGCAAGUGUAAGCUGUGGACUAGGUGCACAGAAGUUAAGUAGCAUAAAUCAGCACAUGCACGGCAUUGCCAGUGAAGUGAUACCACUUUGCAUUUUGCCCAGACUCAGAGAAAACUGGGGAAAAAAAAGAGGUGAAAGUGUAAAAAAAAAAAAAAUAAAAAAUUGAGGGAGAGGGAGUCAGUUGUUCUGCAAAAGUUACUUUACAUCAACAGAAUGAUGCCAGGAAAAAGUCUGGUUGUCUAUUUUUUUAAUACACAAAGGUUGCCGUGGGAACCCUGACAUUCACCUCCACAUUCUGAUAAUUAAAUCACUGUACAGCCUUUGCAUACGAGCCUUAUGAGUAAACAUGCAUCGUUCAUCUUGCUACUUUGUCAACAAGAGAAUAUGAAUAGACAGAAGCCCCUGAGUUAAUUUUGUCAUUGAGAAAAGCAAGUACAUCAGUUCACUUAAAUACCUGUGUUGAGCAGCAAUAGAAGAAUUUCAGGAAUAACUCUCUUUAUGACAGGUUAAGUAACACACUGCCGUAAGCCUAAAAUGAUGAGGUUUGACUUUGCCUACUGUUCUAACAUAGCAUCAUGGAUACUGUGUUCAGUGGUAAUCAACUAUGUGAAAUUCUUCAUCUUUUACUGGAACACUUCAGUUUGACUCAUUCUCAAAUCGUGUUUCAACAGAGAACAAAAUAUUUCUACUGUUUUCCUCCUGAUUCCAGCAUGCCUGCCCUGAAAAAGCUGGGAAGAACAAAGCCAUUCUCUGCAUAUCUGGAUGUCUGCUCUGUUCAUGACUUUUGUAAGUUCUCCUUGCAAACAGAUCAGGCUUUUUGAUCUCAGCACAGGAUUGACCCACGUUAUCAUUUUUGAGGCGGUUUUUAGCAAUUUAUUGUAUUAAAAAGUUGAUUUGAUUUUUAAAUGUUAAUUUAGGUGCUUAUUUGAAAGAAAUUGUAUUUGAACUGUGAAAAAGUAUUUUGGAUUUACUGGUGGCAGCUUCGACCUAGAAACCCUCCCUAUGGCUAAGACCAGUUUGUGUAACAUAGGAGUUGUGCCUGCUAGAAAGGACUGGAAGGAAACCAGUGGGGACUCUACGAACUUGCAGCUGAUGCUAAGACAAACUGUCUAUUACACAUAGAUUUUUUUGCUCCAUCUUCUUUCCUCAACUCUUGGUAUAUAACACCAUGCCUGCUGUUGCUUGGGGAAUGCUCUGUGGUAUUGCCUUCCUUUUUUAUCUAAAUAUAUGUAUUAUUGGUCUCUGCCUGCAGAGCGUAUCGCAGUAGGAAUCACACCAAAUAAUCCCAUUUUAUUUCUGAACAAUCAAAAGGCAUGCUUGCCUUAUCCUGGGGAGAGGUGAUCAAGCAAUAUCAUACAGGACACAUUUGAAGAUGAGUGGAAAGAUACAGCAACUUCCGUGUACAUUUGCACCCUGAAUCAUACUUUUCAUCUCACUUUAUGUUGAAUGGCGAAUGUAGCAAAUUUUUAUUUGUGGAUGUAGGUUGUGGUAAUGUGUACAGAUUGUAAUUUUUCUACAUGCAUUUUAUAUAAAACAUUUUUAUUAAAAAGU
Pezoporus flaviventris is the source of this 3791-nucleotide messenger RNA. RefSeq names its product TNF superfamily member 10 (gene TNFSF10). Gene Ontology annotation, molecular function: CD40 receptor binding; tumor necrosis factor receptor binding. Lineage: Eukaryota; Metazoa; Chordata; Aves; Psittaciformes; Psittacidae. The coding region runs from base 95 to 982 and encodes 295 amino acids. The transcript is spliced from 5 exons. Gene Ontology annotation, biological process: immune response. Gene Ontology annotation, cellular component: membrane. The record is from RefSeq and is a predicted model, not a curated record.